Molecule: messenger RNA, 2808 nt
Organism: Chroicocephalus ridibundus (black-headed gull)
Lineage: Eukaryota; Metazoa; Chordata; Aves; Charadriiformes; Laridae
Gene: SLC15A1
Product: solute carrier family 15 member 1
Exons: 22
Coding region: 1-2142 (713 amino acids)
Biological process (GO): dipeptide import across plasma membrane
Cellular component (GO): plasma membrane
Molecular function (GO): dipeptide transmembrane transporter activity
Source: RefSeq, a predicted model, not a curated record
AUGGCUGCGUGGAGCAAAGCAAUGUGGUCCCAUCUCCCAAGCUGCUUUGGCUACCCCUUGAGCAUCUUCUUCAUCAUCAUCAAUGAGUUCUGCGAGCGGUUCUCCUACUAUGGCAUGCGAGCGGUGCUCGUUUUGUAUUUCAAAUACUUCCUGCAAUGGGAUGACAACUUGUCGACAGCCAUCUACCACACGUUCGUUGCUCUGUGCUACUUGACACCGAUCCUUGGAGCUAUCGUUGCAGACUCUUGGCUGGGAAAGUUUAAGACCAUUGUCUCCCUGUCCAUUGUCUACACGAUUGGGCAGGCGGUCAUGGCUGUGAGCUCCAUAAAUGACCUGACGGAUCAAACCCAGGAUGGCUCUCCUGAUAACAUACCAGUGCACAUUGCACUGUCCAUGAUUGGCUUGAUCCUCAUUGCGCUUGGUACUGGUGGGAUCAAACCUUGCGUGUCAGCGUUUGGUGGAGAUCAGUUUGAAGAGGAUCAGGAUAAACAAAGAUCUAGAUUCUUCUCUAUCUUUUAUUUGUCCAUAAAUGCUGGAAGUCUCCUAUCUACUAUAAUCACCCCAAUUCUCAGAGCUCAAGAGUGUGGCAUUCACAGCAAACAGCGAUGUUACCCACUAGCUUUUGGAGUUCCUGCUGCCCUCAUGGCUAUCUCCUUGGUUGUAUUCAUAGCUGGAAGCGGAAUGUACAAGAAAGCUAAACCUCAAGGAAAUAUAAUGGUUCAAGUUUCCAAAUGCAUUGGAUUUGCCAUCAAAAACCGGUUUCGGCAUCGCAGCAAGGAGUUCCCCAAGAGAGAGCACUGGCUAGACUGGGCGAGUGAGAAGUAUGACAAACGACUGAUUGCUCAGACUAAGAUGGUGUUGAAGGUGCUUUUCCUUUACAUUCCUCUCCCCAUGUUCUGGGCGCUUUUUGACCAGCAGGGAUCAAGAUGGACACUGCAAGCCACAACAAUGGAUGGGAAUUUUGGAGCUAUUCAGAUUCAGCCAGACCAAAUGCAGACUGUGAACCCAAUCCUGAUUAUUAUAAUGGUCCCAGUUGUAGACGCUGUGGUUUAUCCUUUAAUCAAGAAAUGCAAGAUUAACUUUACGCCCCUGAGGAAGAUCACUGUUGGUAUGUUCCUUGCAUCUUUGGCUUUCGUUGCUGCUGCCCUUGUGCAAGUCCAAAUAGACAAAACUCUUCCAGUUUUCCCUGCAGCUGAGCAAUCCCAAAUCAAAAUAAUAAACCUCGGUACUGAUAAUGCAUCAAUUAAGUUUGAACCUGAACUUGGGCACGUGGAUGUCGCAUCUAUGGGCUCGACGGGCUACAUGAUAUUUGAGACUUCUCGGUUGCAAUCAUUAAAAGUAACUUCCGGAAAUAAAACUCAACUUGACACUAUCGAGUUGCCAGGCGGAAAGCGCCACACUCUUGCAGUUAAAAAUAACGAGACUGACCUUGUUGUUAAAUGGCUGCUUGACAAUGUCACAUCAAAACCAGAAGAAGGAAAUAAUCUCAUCAGGUUCUUAAACAAUUUGCCCGACCCUGUCAACGUCACCAUGGGGGAAACUUCUUUUGGUAAUCUGGCACCUCUUUCUGACAGUAAUUAUGAACUCUUUCCAGGAGGAAGACAAGAUGGCAUUACAGUUGUUAGAAAUUCAAUUACUUGUUUAAAUACUUCAAAAGCACUUGGAUUUGGUAGUGCCUAUACAAUUGUAAUUAAUGAGUGUUCCAGAGACAAUCUUACAGUAACAUAUUCUGAAGAUAUCUCACCCAACACAGUCCACAUGGCCUGGCAGAUCCCUCAGUAUUUUAUUCUUACAUGUGCAGAAGUAGUCUUCUCCGUCACUGGGCUGGAGUUUUCAUACUCACAGGCGCCAUCUAAUAUGAAGGCAGUGCUGCAGGCAGGGUGGCUGCUAACGGUGGCUGUUGGCAACAUCAUUGUCCUUAUCGUGGCUGGAGCAUCCAAACUCAGUGAGCAGUGGGCAGAGUAUGUGCUGUUUGCUGCCUUGCUGUUGGCAGUUUGCAUCAUUUUUGCUGUCAUGGCUUAUUUUUACACCUAUGUCGAUCCAAAUGAGAUUGAAGCACAAUUUGAUGAGGAAGAAAAGAACCAAGUCAAAAAAGAUCCAGACCUCUAUGAAAAGAAAGCUGAAGCUGACUCUGAAAUGUAAAAGUUGUAUUCAAGAAGUGUUUGUAAAUUAUGGCAUCCCGUUAACUAUCCCUGCAGUAAGAGGAAUCAGGGUAUCGGUAACACCUCUGGAUAAUAUGUUCAAUGGGAGAGGUUAAGAAAAAACUGUUUUAACUUGAAAUGCAGCCUCUCUUGGGAAGCAAGAGCAAAAGAUUAGUCUCUCUUGUACUGAACAUAGUAUCCUGAAGAAACUCCAGCAGAAUUUGCACUCUUAAUGUACCUCAAGCUUAAAUAAUAUAGCAUUAAAAUAUUGAAAUUGCACUUGGCACUAUUAGACCCUGUGAAAAGAUGUAUUUUCUUUUUUAUACUACAUUUCAAUUUUAUAUCAUGAAAGAAACAAGUAUUGCCAAGAAAUAGUAAUCGAAGCCAAGCUGUCUGCAUGAUCCCUCUAGCCUCAUUGUUACUUGAAAGCAGCAGGCCACGUGUGCCUUAAAUUCUUUUGUACUUCCGUACAGAUAAUGGGAGCAAAGCUCUGGCAUUGCUGAGAUUAAAAUGCUGUCUGUGCUCCACACGGCGGUAACUUGGACCUGCACUGUAAUAUGAUGUUUUAUGUGCCUGUUAACUACCCAUUUAACCCCUGUUAUGUUUUUAAUUAAAUGUAUUAAUGAGGUGUGUCCACUCAGGUAAACAGACGAUGGCAAAUGACAUU